AUCCAUAUUACGCAUCCGAGCCAACCUGUGGAAGCUCAAGCAAGCUCUGGGGUUUCGUAAGGUUCUACUUUUAUCACCAUCCUCAUCCUUUCAGAAGUUCGUUAGAAUGCCUAUCUGAUAUUCAGCGUCGAUCCGCUCUCUCACUCCCAUUUCUUCCUUACCCCACCGGUAUUCAGGCGAUUCUGGUUUACUCGUCACCAUAUCUACUAUAAGGCUUCCGUCCAGGCUCAAGCUUGCCAGUGUUCUCCCAUAUUCAGCCCAAGCAUACAAGGUCCGUACCGGGUAGCCUGGACAGAAAAGGCUCUAUGAAUACGCGACACAGCAAUGGUCUGGGAUACUGAGGCAUCAUACGAACUAUCCCGUUCCUUUUGGUGCUAAGCAUUCCUAUUCGAUUCACUUCAUUUAGCGGACUAGUUGCAUUCCUCGCUACCUAAGCCUUCUUCCACCUUCGGACAUCACCGCAAACGGGGCUCAUCAAGCGGUAACCAUGAAUACGCGUCCGCUUAUUGAGACUCCCAAUGAGCAUGCCGCACUUUCUGUCACCUUCAAUAGCGACGCAAGUCGAUUUGUUGUUGGGCUCGACUCGGGGUUCUGCAUCUUCCUCUCAAAUUCAUGUCAAAUACAGACUUCAAGAGUUUUCAAUGCGGGUCUAGGCCUAGUCCAGAUGAUGGGCAACGCCAAUUACCUUGCUCUCGUUGGUGGCGGUCGCUCGCCCAAGUUCCCCCAGAACAAGGUCAUCAUAUGGGACGAUAGCAAAGGCAAGAUCGCGUUGGAGAUAGCGACCCUGACCGCCGUCCGCGGGGUACAGAUCUCUAAGACAAGAAUUGCUGUCGUCCUUCAGAAUAGUGUGCGCGUGUAUGCGUUCCAGAAGCCCCCAACCCCGCUCGCCAAGUAUGAGACUGCGGAUAACCAUCUUGGACUCUGUUGUCUAUCAGACAAGUAUCUCGUCUUCCCUGGAAGGACGCCCGGUCAAGUUCAGGUUGUGCAGCUGGAAACAGACAGCGUCAGCAUCAUCCCCGCGCAUUCUUCGAGUCUAAGAGCGCUACAACUUAGUUUGGAUGGGGAUUUGCUCGCUACGGCAAGCGAGAAGGGGACCAUCGUUCGCAUCUUCGCUACAAGUAGCUGUGCGAAGCUUGCUGAACGACGGCGCGGUAGCGAAUCGGCUAGCAUCUACUCCUUACGCUUCAGCCCAUCUGGGGACAUGCUCGCUUGCACCUCGGACAAAGGCAACCUUCACAUUUUUGACGUUCCGAAUCCUCGUAGGACCAGGCUAGCGUCUCUUCACCCGCCUGGCUUAUCAGGAUCAAGUGGUGGGGGCAGCGCUAUCACCGAGGGAAAAAACAAAUGGGGUAUCUUGAGCAACAUCCCAUUUGGUCCCUUCUCGGAUGUGUACUCUUUCGCUUCCACCCCUUUCGAAACAGGCGAGGAACCUCUUCUUCCCGGCAACUCACGAGCCCUCGCGGAUUGCCCUGUGUUGGGCACUAGUAGGCCGAUCAAAGGCGUGAUCGGCUGGAUAGACGAGGCCAGCCUACUAGUUGUCGGUGCUGGACAAGAUGCACGAUGGGAAAAAUUUGUACUUAGGGAGGAGGACGGCCGCACGGUGAUAUUUAGGGAAGGAUGGAAAAGAUACCUAGGGAAUUAAGGCGAGCUUCAGGACUUACUAGAACCACCCAGAUAUUGCCUCGGGUGGUGGAACUAGGGAGUUAUUGGAUGAUGGCCGUAUGGGCUAGCACGGGGUCAAUAUGGAGUAUAGGGGUUUAUGGCUUAUGGGUCUGGCGUUCUUUUGGUUUGGGGGAGUAUUGAGUCGCUUUCCGCAUGAGAAUAUAUGAUAGCGAUGUU
Molecule: messenger RNA, 1839 nt
Organism: Durotheca rogersii
Lineage: Eukaryota; Fungi; Ascomycota; Sordariomycetes; Xylariales; Xylariaceae
Product: WD40-repeat-containing domain protein
Exons: 4
Coding region: 488-1642 (384 amino acids)
Biological process (GO): nucleophagy; protein localization to phagophore assembly site; autophagy of mitochondrion
Cellular component (GO): phagophore assembly site membrane; cytosol; extrinsic component of membrane
Molecular function (GO): phosphatidylinositol-3,5-bisphosphate binding; phosphatidylinositol-3-phosphate binding; protein binding
Source: RefSeq, a predicted model, not a curated record